Leguminivora glycinivorella is the source of this 4961-nucleotide messenger RNA. It is a transcript of the gene Sec31, whose product is annotated as protein transport protein Sec31A. Gene Ontology annotation, molecular function: structural molecule activity; protein binding. Gene Ontology annotation, cellular component: COPII vesicle coat; endoplasmic reticulum exit site. The record is from RefSeq and is a predicted model, not a curated record. The transcript is spliced from 26 exons. Bases 99 to 3782 code for a protein of 1227 amino acids. Gene Ontology annotation, biological process: intracellular protein transport; COPII-coated vesicle cargo loading; endoplasmic reticulum to Golgi vesicle-mediated transport. NCBI's taxonomy places the organism in Eukaryota, Metazoa, Arthropoda, Insecta, Lepidoptera, Tortricidae.
CCCGUAUUUACGUCAGCCACGUUGGAACUGCCAACUCGGUGUUUUUAUGAUAAAUAUUUUAUUUUUCUCAUCUAAAUACCCGGUGUUGGCGAGCGAGGAUGAAGAUCAAGGAGCUGAAGCGGACGGUGAACGUGAGCUGGUCGCCGGCGGAGCAGACGCCGGUGCUGCUGGCGGCCGGCUCGGCGGCGCAGCAGGUCGACGCGUCCUUCAGCAGUUCUUCACAGUUGGAACUGUAUUCUUUGAAUUUGGAAGACUCUGGACUCGAUUUGGAACUUAAAGCCAGUCUGCAAACGCAGCAUAAAUUCCAUAAGCUAGUAUGGUCAGGAGCGGGUGUGAUUGUCGGGGGCUGCGAUGGCGGUCUCCUCGAGUUCUACAGUGCCGACAGACUGCUCAAGAACGCUGACAACCCACUGCUGGGCAGCAACACUAAACACAACAAUCAUGUAUCAGCACUAGAUAUAAACCCAUACCAGAAGAACUUGCUAGCCUCCGGAGCCUCGGACAGCGAGAUCUUCAUCUGGGACCUGAACAACACCAGCCAGCCCAUGGCUCCGGGCAACAAGAGCCAGCCGCUAGACCAUGUGCAGGCGCUGGCUUGGAAUCAGCAGGUUCAACACAUUCUUGGCUCGACGUUUGCGUCCAGAUGCGUCGUGUGGGAUCUACGGAAAAAUGAGCCCAUUAUGAAAUUAAGUGACAACGUGUCUCGCACGCGCUGGCGCGCGCUGGCGUGGCACCCCGGUGUGGCUACGCAGCUCUGUGUGGCUUCUGAAGAUGACGCGGCUCCUGUGAUUCAACUCUGGGACCUCAGACUGGCCGCAUCCCCUCUAGUAACACUCGAGGGUCACCAGAAGGGCGUAAUGGCGUUAUCCUGGUGCAGACAGGACCCUGACCUCCUGCUGUCAGCCGGACGAGAUGGUCGCGUGCUGUGUUGGAACCCGAACAACACCCAACCGGGUGGUGAGCUGCUAGUCGAAGUGGCACAACAGGAGCAGUGGGUGUUCGACGUGUCCUGGUGUGCCCGGGACCCAAGUCUACUGGUGUCAAGUUCUUUCGAGCAGCAAGUCACUGUGCACUCGCUGUUGGGGGGAGGGGGCAGUGCCAGGCCGGAGAGUAGCGGUCAGAACCACUCGAACAUUCUCGAAGCGUUCGGGGCGGCGUCCCUCGGGCAGCUGCCGCUCGUGGCGCGCCCGGCGCCCGCGCCCGCGCCGCGCGCCGUGCUGCCGCGCGCUCCGAGAUGGUUACGGAAACCUGUGGGAGCCAAGUUCGCUUUCGGCGGCAAGCUGGUGACGUUUGAGAAGUGCCCUCAAGAAAAUCCACAGAAGACUGUACACAUUAGUCAGGUGGUGAGUGAACCGGAGAUAAUCGAGCUGGCAGCUGAACUAGAUGGCGUUCUCAACUCCACCCUCAGCAACGAGCCGGGCGCCAUAGAAGCGUUAGCACAGUACUGCCGGCAAAAAGGCGACGCGGCCAGCGAGCAAAACGAUCGCUACACGUGGUUCUUCCUGCGAGCAAGCUUUCUACCCAACUUUAGAAGCGAAGUGCUCAAUCUGCUGGGAUUCAAACAAGAUGAAAUUGUCUCGAAGUUCAAAAGCGGAAUCGUGGACCAAACUGACCACGCUGGACUCAGCAGAGGCGAGUCCACGGAGACCGACGCCGAACUGUCCACUGACACCAGCACUGACCUUUCGGACGCUCACACAUUGAUCGAAAGAAAACUGGCAAAUUUGGAUCUGGAGCCGCAAGCGCAAAAUGUCGUCAUUCCCAAUGGGGAAGAUUCGACGAGCCUGAUCUGCCGCGCGUUGGUGUGUGGCAAUCUGGAAGAAGCCGUGGAACUGUGCCUGGACACCAAGCGAGUGGCUGAUGCACUAAUCAUCGCCUCUUUAGGCAGUCAAGAGCUCCUCUACAAAGUCCAGAAAUACCACCUAGCACAUUCCGGUCGCGACCCCGUCGCGCUCGUCGCCAGUAGUUUACUAAACGGCCGCUGGGAGGCGCUAGUGUCUUCGUCCAGCCCGUCCUCCUGGAGAGAUGUACUGGCGGCGUGUGUGACGCAUACUGAAGGAGCAGAGUUGCAACAUUACUGUGAAAUGCUCGGCGAUCGCCUCUCAAAGGAAUCUGACCCGGCACUCGCAGAAGCGGCCACAGUGUGCUAUCUAGUAGGAGCUUCGGCUGACGCGUUUUUAUCAAGAUGGGUGGCGAAACGAAGGGAUGGAGGGGCGCAUGCAUUGGCGAAACUUACGGAGUUGGCGCUGCUUAUGAGAAGGGCGGCGGCCGCUAGAGGGAGAGACACGCAGAGUGGCGGCAAAUUAGAAGCAGUACUAACAGAGUACGCGGGACGUUUAGCAGCUCAGGGUUGCCUCCGCAGUGCUCUCAACAGUUUAGAAGGCGCGCCGCCGACAGAACUUCACGAACGACUCAACACAGCCCUGGGACUCAAUCCGCGUAGACAGAGCCACCAACAACAGCAAGGUUUGCCGCAGUUCGCGCGCUGUCGUACCACGAGCGGUCACGCGAAGCGCGGACAUCUGGUGGCACACGACAAUGUCUCUAACACGUACAGUGCAGUGGCGCCAACCUACGAGCCCAACCCUUGGGCGGCGCACGCGCAGCCCGCGCAGCCGCCGCGCCCGGCCAGCGUGGGGCCGCAGUCUGGUGGCAUAACCUCAAAAUCCAAAUACAAAGUGGACCCAUCCGUACAAUCGACACCCCUGUACAACCAAUACAGCUUCAACAACCCCCAACCCCCCUCCUACGGCUUCAACAGCCCCCUCCCCGACCAAUACUCGGGGGCUACAGUCCCUAGCAGUGGUAGUUACACUUACAACCAGCCACUGAACCCGAGUCACCUUAAUUCUAGUGUAAAUCCAGUAAACCCGAUGAACCCGAGUGUAAAUCCACUAAACCCGAUGAACCCGAGUGUAAAUCCACUAAACCCGAUGAACCCGAGUGUAAAUCCACUAAAUCCGAUGAACCCGAGUGUAAAUCCCAUGAACCCGAGUGUAAAUUCCCUCAACCCGAGUGUAAAUCCUAUGAACCCGAGUGUGGCACCGAUGAACGCGGCGCCGGUGGCGAGCCAAGUGAACGGGAGCUACUACCAGGAGAGGAGGCAGGAGGCGCCGCCUGGCUGGAACGACCCGCCGCCCGUCACUUCCAAGCCUAAACCAAAGCAAGAAGUCCAGCAGCAAGCGCCCAUCACUCACCCCCUAUUCGGGGUGGAACCCACACACGUGCCUCUAAACCCAGCCCAGCAAUACCCCGGGCAACAAUACCCUGGGCAACAGUAUCCUGGGCAACAACCGUAUCCUGGGCAGCAGCAGUAUCCGGGUCAACAGCAGUAUGGGCAGUAUGAUCAAUACCAACAGCAACAGUACCCGCCUGUUCAACAGUAUCCUCAGUCGGCGUCACCGUUGCCCGCCGUGGAAGCCAAACCAGCUCAGAAGGCGGAACUGCCGGAGGAGCAUAAAGUCAUGCAGAGCGUCUUGGACUCUAUUAGGGCGGAGUGCUCUAACAGAGCCGCUAACCCGCAAAUGAAGAGGAAACUAGAAGACGUUCAACGGAGGCUCGAAACGCUGUACGACCUGCUGCGAGAAUACAGGCUCUCGGAGACAGCACUAAGCUCCCUCCACACGUGCGUGCAACACGUGCAGGCGUGCGACUACGAGAGCGCGCUGCACGUGACGACGUCGCUGGCGACCGGCGCGGACUUCGCGGCCGCGGCGUCCUUCCUGCCCGGCCUCAAGACGCUCUUCCAACUCGCCGGCCAGUUGCAGGUCUACGUGCGGUGAACAGAUGUGAGGCGAGACACUAUAAUGCAAUAUAGCUCAUGAUUAUAUCUAUGUUUAACUGUUUAUGUAUGAAUAAUAAUUUUCGACAACGCCUAUGAGCGUUGGUCGUUACUGUCAAGAACGCAUAUGUGCGUUCACCGACACUGCAGUGAUGUCAGUCUAAUGGAGGGUAUUGUGUGACUCAACGAUGUAUAAUAAAACGUACCUAUGACUUAGGCCCGAUUUAGACGGCGUGCGAACUCGCAUGCGAUUUUAGUUACAUUGCGGGCUGUUGAGGUUACAUACGAUUUAGUAAUGUAAUAAAACUCGUACCUAUGCGAGUUCUCGUACCGUCUAAAUGGGCCCUUAACAUUGUAUCGUGGAUAAGAUGCUUAAUAAAGCGAUUAUUAUACGAGUUUAAGUUUUGCCGCACAUACAUAAGUACAUAUACGGGGUUGAGCCGUUUAUAUGGCUUUACCAUUUUGUGAAUUAUAUCUAUGUUUAUGUAUAAUUAUUUUCCCACUCUAAUGAACGAUGCCUUAUUUCAGAGAUCGGACGGAUUUGCGACAUUCUUAGUGACUUACGUCAUUUUAAUGACUUUUAGUAUGAGAUGAGACGCACAAAAAUCCGAUCGAUCUCUGCUUAACGGCCAUAAAGAAUUCAAUUGGUUUUUCGUCUUACAGUGCGUUGUCUCUUUCUUAUGUCCCUUAAUAUGACGUUAACUGUCUCUUUCCAAAGGCCCAUGUGCAUUCUUUAUCGCCGUCACUGUACAAAUUAACGAUAUCUGAAAGUUAAACAUGUCAUGAAAUGGUAAUGCUUUGUACAUCUACCUCAUUGGACAUCUGUCACCAAUCAUCAUCAUCAUUAGGCCUUAUGCAUCUUUACACAUGAGUUAAACAGCAUAGCGACAGAGACCAAUAUACCCCUAUUAUUACUGAUUAUAUGUAUAUCUAUCUACAUAAUAGCGUUAUAUUUUUGCUUUUUACUGAUAAGUAUUAAUGGCCAAUAUAAACUUAUACUAUAUUUUUUAAACAUAGGGGACGAACUUUCCAUAUAAAGUGUUCAUUAUUAAUUUAAUAUAAACAUCAUUUUAUGUUAAUUUCUUUUGAAUGCCACGCCUAACCUUAUCGGAAUAACGAUAAGGUUGAUAUUCGAGUGUACCGCGCGUCAGUCGAUUUCUUUGGCGGUGAACGAGGUAAC